This is a messenger RNA of Triticum urartu, 507 nucleotides long. The record is from RefSeq and is a predicted model, not a curated record. NCBI's taxonomy places the organism in Eukaryota, Viridiplantae, Streptophyta, Magnoliopsida, Poales, Poaceae.
AUGUGCCGCCCACAGGCUAUUGAUGCUGAUGCAGAUGAGGAUGGCCCCGAUGUAGCAGGCACUUGGGUUGAUGAUGUUCUCGACAUGGAUACAAUAGAGUCACAUGAGCAAAGGCAGCCACCACUCUUCGACUUGAAUGAGGUUAUGGAUAUACAUGAAGAUGAGCUUGCUGAGGGUGGAGACGUUGCUUCCGUAGUCCACCAGGCGCAGCAAGGCCCGAAUCCGGUGGAUGGAGCAGCUGUAGCCACGGACCAGGGAGAUUCGGUGCUGGAUGGUGUUGAACAGACUGAUGUGUGGCUGCAGACCCAGAGCUUCAAAGUGCACUUGAACCUGAGCCCCCGACAGCCGAGGAACAUGAUAUGGACCGAAUGUUUGGUAAUGGUGAUUAUCCAUCUCUCCGGGAAUUCAUGGAAGCUCCUGCGCCGGAGCCAGGUCUUGAAUUCGAUUCGAGGGACCAAGCAUUCUUCUUUUUCGCCUCAUAUGCCCGGCGUAUGGGUUUUGCGGUAA